Molecule: messenger RNA, 4842 nt
Organism: Tauraco erythrolophus (red-crested turaco)
Lineage: Eukaryota; Metazoa; Chordata; Aves; Musophagiformes; Musophagidae
Source: RefSeq, a predicted model, not a curated record
AUGUUAAGAAUGGAUGGGGAGGAAAAUAAGAAGAGAGAUGACGUUGAUGAGAGUUUACCAACUGAGUUGACAGAAGAAUCCCAUAGAAAUACAUCAGGAGAAAAUGCUGGAUGUGACUCUUCGUCUCAGCAGAAAAAAAGGCUUAUCUCAGAUGAAAUGUUUAGGGACAUUGAAAAGAAAAGAAAAGAGAACGGCACAAACAAAAGAGCGCUGUCAGGAUCACCAAAGCUGGAUGUUGUUGAAGCAGACAAACCUGAAAAUGUCUCCAGAAAAAGAAAGCGGAGUUCUUCAGAAGACAUGAAAGAUAGUGAAAAGAAAUUGCACAAAGUCGUAGCUGGAGAAGCAGGUAGCAUAGUAGCUGGAGCUGUAAAGAAGGAAGGAGUCGCCAGUUGUCUUGGUGAUGACAUAUUUAAUUCAAAUUUCCCGUGCCUGCAUCGUGAUUUCAAAUGUGCUGAUGGUGCCAUAUUGAAUAUUCACAAGGAAAAUAAACAUUCACAAGAGGUGCCAACUGCUGCUCCUGAUAAGUUAUCUUCUUCAGAAGAAAUCAGUGUUGGCUGUACAGUUGGAAACAUAGACAGAGAUCUUGAAGGGAAAAUGAGUGAUCACUGUUUACCUUCCUGCUCUGAUAUGGAAGAACAUAAACGAGAAUGCCCCUCUAAACAAUCCAGAGAGCAAACAUGCUCCCACUGUAGUUGCACAGCUGAAUGUAGUUCAACAUUACACAUGCCUGUUAAGCAAGAUCAUGAGAAAUCCAAGAUAUUUUGUUGUGAUCUUUGUGGUUUUCAGACUGCUGAUGAAAACCUCCUAAAUUCUCAUUUCCUUGGUAAGACGCACCUUCGAUGCCAGAAUCUUGCUGCACGGGGAGGAUUUGUACAGAUAUUGACAAAAAAAUCCUUUAAAAAACAACAAUCUGCUGCAACCAAAGAGAGGAAUGUCAGAGCAAAACCUGGAACCAGUAAAUUAAGGGCAAGAGCUGCUGAUGCAAAAGAAUUAAGUGUUUGUAGUGCACUGAAAGGCUCAAAAGUAAGCUUGUCUAAACAAAAUGAUGGCACCGAACUUGUUGAAAUGAUACCGUCUUCAGAUAUUCCCACUGAAAAAACAGAUACUAUGACAGAAGAAAUGUUGUCUUCUUCUGCUGUAGAAGGAAAUGAUGAAGUCCAUACUGAAAAACUAGAAAUACCAGGACCCUCAGCAAAUGUCUUGCAGAAAAGAGAACUCCAGCCAACUACCAAAAAGCUAGUUGGCAGUUUAAACAUGACGAGGAGAUCUGAUAGAUCAGAACAUAAAAGAAACAUUGUCUUGUUAAGGUCUUUAUUUGGACAGAGUAGAUCUUGUAGAUUAAAAAGGCAGGUUAAAAGAAGGUACAGUUUGUUGGGUAACAGUAAGAGAGGCAAGUCUGAAACUCGGAGAGUACACAUGAAGCAUAUCUCCAGCACACAGCUUAAACCUAGUGAUUCAAGCCCUAUGUCACAUACCGAAUUAGAGAAAGAUGCUAAAAGUAAUUGUAAUACUACUUCAGAAAUUCAAGAUCUCACUGAAGAUAAACCAAAUAAUCUUUCUUCCAGCAGUACAGAUACUAAAAGUUCUGAUGUUAAACUUACUGCUGAUGAUGCUUGCAUUGAUUGCAGUCAUGUUUCUCAGAACAGAAAAAGUUUGGAAAGUCAUGUUGCAAAGCUUCAUACAAAAAGGAUCCAGUUUCAUUGCGAGAUGUGUAGUUAUUCCUCUGGAGUCAGGGAAGACAUGAAGCAACACUGUCAGGACAGUAACCACCAGAUGGGUGGUUGUAGCUUUAAUUGUCAAAUCUGUUCAUUUACCAGCUCGAAUGUGGUCAGCCUUCAAAGCCAUAUGAGUGAAGUGCAUAAUAUGUCCCAUAAUUGUCCAACUUGCAUUCUUUUUUUUCAAAUGGAAGAAGAGCUGAUAAAUCAUCAAAAAAAUGAGAAGCAUGAUGAUUCAUUAUUUCAGCAAGCAACUCCAUUGAGUAACAGUGAUCGGACCUUCCACGUGGUAAAUUAUGCUGACUCAGUAUCAAACAAUAGCCAAAAUCUUGCAAAGGAAAUGGAAGUAUCAAUGAAAGCAAAAACUCCAGACUCUUCCUUCAUAAAUCAUAGAAAUGAACUAAAGCAUUCUGUUCUGAAUAAAACCCAAUUUCAAUGUAAAAAGUGUUUUUAUAAGACAAGAUCUUCCACGGUUCUUACAAGGCACAUAAAACUCCGGCAUGCACAGGAGUAUCACUUCCUUUGCAAAGCAUGUAACCUCUACUCACUGAGUAAGGAAGGAAUGGAGAAGCAUAUCAAAAGAAGCAAGCACCUUGACAAUGCCAGGAAAAACAAUAUUGGACUACGUUUUGAAGAAUGUAUUGAAAAAGUUUGUGUUGGUGUUGGUGGUAUUAAAACAGUGGUAGAUCCUUCCAUUUCUGGGAGUGGGAACACAGAGUUAGAUAAAGAAAUUAUACAUGUUUCAUCCUCUUCUGUGGAAAACAUAUCGAAAAACAAGGAAUUCAUUCCAUUUGAUCGAAGGAUUGGUGAAAACGAAUUGGUUUUAGCUAAUGCACACAAAAGAGGGAAACCCAAAGGCACUAUAUCUAGGACAUGUACCCAUUGUGGUCUUUUGGCCUCCAGUGUUACAAAUUUGACUGUUCACAUCAGACGAAAGCACAGUCAUCAGUACAGCUACUUGUGUAAGGUUUGCAAUUAUUACACUGUAACCAAAGGAGAUAUGGAACGCCACUGUGCAACCAAAAAACACAAAAGUCGUGUUGAAAUAGAGGGAUGUGGAAAACAAAAGUCAGAGAUCAUCGUUAGCCCUGAAGGAGGUAAUUUUGAAUCCAUGAGCAAGAAGGUUAACAGCCCCAUGACUGCCUUGUAUGAACAUGUGGAGGAUGGUAGCCCGUCAUCAGAUUUGGAAAAUUCUGUCUUAGACAAUCAGGAAGUUGAGCAAGGAGAUGCUGAGCUAAAGGUUGUAAAUGCCAGUAGGCUGCCAGAUUUGGAGCUUACUAGCAGUCCAUUAAAUAUAAACCAACGUGUAUUUCUGGAACCGGCAAGGGUUACUCAAGAUGGUCAGCCAUGCUUCCAGAGAAGAGCAAUGGGUGCAAACGACAACAAGUGCAUGCACUGCAGCUUCAUUGCUCAUUCUUCUUCUUCUUUAGACCUGCAUGUGAAGCGAAAACACACAAAACAAUUUGAAUACUACUGCAUGGCUUGUGACUACUAUGCCGUUACUCGCAGAGAGAUGAUUAGGCAUGCAGCAACAGAGAAACAUAAAAUUAGAAGAGAAUCUUACGUUUAUUCUUCGUCUGGGGAGGAUGCAAACACAGCAAAUAUCGCUAAAGGUGGCACUGCUUUGUCUCAAGAGGAACACCAUCACAGUGCAGGAGAACUGGAAACUGCUGUAGGUGAAAGAGAAUGUGCCAAUGAUGCAGCAGAAGAUGAUCAUAUGAGUAAAAGCUUAACUGACUGUGCUGUCUUAGAUGAAAACGCAUCUCCAGGAAUGCUUCAAGGUGGCAGUUCCCAAAAUGCAGUAGAAGGUGAACUUGAAGAGGAGUCUGAAAAUGGAGAAGAAAACCCGUUUUGUGAAGGAUUCCAGCAAACUCCUCAGAAAGAUAAAGUUGUUAAACUUGACAAGGAAGCAUCAGUGAAAGAAACAGGUACCUGUGAGUUAAAGAAAAGUAGGCAUGGUCAGGAGCUGCUCAACUCAGGUGAUGAUUGCACUUCAGCAAAUCAAAAUAGAUCAAGCAGCACAAACCCGAAUUCAGGAAAAGGUGAGGAAAUCUUGGAAGCAAACAGAGAAAAUCCUGAAGUGGAGUGUAGAAACACAGACAUUGUUAAAAAAAUAUCACUGAAACAAAAUAACCCGCUUAUGCUGACACUUCCAGAAACAAGUAGUGCAGUAGAGCAACCCAAUUUCGCUGGAAACAUUGGAGAAACCGUACAAAAUAUACAUAGUUUAGAGGGUGACAGAAGUUUCAAAGAGGAUCCUACUGGGGAAGAGGAAGAAGCCCUUAUGGAAGCACAACGUGAAGCAGAAGGAACUAUAAAUAACAAUGUUUGGGAGGCAGAUGGCUCAACAGCUGAGGGCAUGCAAGAAAGUAGUAAUGAGGCUUUAGGAACAGUUAUCAGUGCUGAUGAUAAAGGAAAGGCAAUGCAAAAUUUUGGCAAGUUUGAUUCUUCUAUAGUGAGGUUAAAAAGCCAUCAAGAUGGGGAGGCCACUGACCAUGCUGCUGAAGGACAGAUGUCAGGUGGUGUGAAAGCUAGCGAGCUCACAGUGAAAGCAGACUCUUCACCAAGCGGUGGGAAAAAGAAGAAGUCAGAAGGAAUUUCCUUUGGGGAAUCGACACGUAUUCGCUGCGAUGACUGUGGUUUUCUAGCAGAUGGUUUGAGCGGACUAAAUGUUCACAUAGCCAUGAAACAUCCUUCAAAAGAAAAACAUUUUCAUUGUUUACUCUGUGGAAAAUCAUUUUACACAGAGAGCAACCUUCACCAGCACUUGGCCAGUGCCGGGCACAUGCGAAAUGAGCAGGCAAGCGUGGAGGAGCUGCCCGAAGGAGGUGCCACCUUUAAGUGUGUGAAGUGCACGGAGCCCUUCGAUUCGGAGCAGAGCUUGUUCCUCCACAUCAAAGAGCAACAUGAAGAGCUGUUGCGGGAGGUGAAUAAGUACAUUGUGGAAGACACUGAGCAAAUAAACAGGGAGAGGGAAGAGAACCAAGGCAAUGUCUGCAAGUAUUGUGGGAAGAUGUGUAGAAGUAGCAAUUCCAUGGCCUUCUUAGCUCACAUCCGUACCCAUACAGGUAUGGAAACGCUCUCUUUGCAAGUGGUCUCUUUUAAACACGGUGAAUUAGACCAUUGA